CGAAUUUUCAUUUGGUAUUAUGGUGCUCAUUCGUUGAAGAAUAGGACUAUUGUGAAUUUCGAUCGUUCGACGCAUUUACAAUAGAUAAUUUUUUCUCAGCUGAUACAGCAAAUCAAAAUAAAAGAAAAACCGAUUGUAUUGAAAUUCUUUGCUAACAACAUUUUUAAAAGUUAAAAAAAGUAUUUUUUGUGAAAAUGAGUACAACGGAGUUGUGGUUCGACGAUUUAUCGGACGAUGAAAGAUUAGCGGAACUAGAUAGAAGUAGAAAACAGUUGAGGGGCGCAUCCAACCCCCUAGAAAUGGCUUCCACUGAAUUUUUAAAGAACUUUAGAUCAUCUAAAGAGGCGUUUAUGAACAUACUGUCCAGUACAGAAAACCAGUUGCAGCAGUGCACCCAAGUCAAGAGCUCUUCACUGUUCUCCAAAAAAAGCAAAUUAUUAAUGUGUGUGCAGCCUUGCACAACAUUUGCUUGUUUUAUAAUGUUCAACUUCCGGAUGAAGAGUUAUCCGAUGAGACCCUCAACGAUGAUGCUGAAGAUAUUGAAGUGGAGCCAAAUAACGGAGAAGCAGAAAACAUAAGAAAUAAAAUGCUUAGAAUAUUAUAGAAAAAUCUAAAAAGUAUUAAAUAGAAAUCUUUACGCCACAGUUUCUCUUUUAUUUUUGUUAUAAAUUUUC
Messenger RNA from Anastrepha obliqua, 674 nucleotides. RefSeq lists its product as uncharacterized. The transcript is spliced from 2 exons. NCBI's taxonomy places the organism in Eukaryota, Metazoa, Arthropoda, Insecta, Diptera, Tephritidae. Bases 195 to 578 code for a protein of 127 amino acids. The record is from RefSeq and is a predicted model, not a curated record.